This is a messenger RNA of Cladocopium goreaui, 7328 nucleotides long. The record is from the annotation of a GenBank genome assembly. NCBI's taxonomy places the organism in Eukaryota, Dinophyceae, Suessiales, Symbiodiniaceae.
GUGGAGCAGAACCAGAUGAAACUUGGAGGAGCUAUGGCUCUUGGUCGUCAUGGAGGAUGGUGGUCAGCCUGACCAACAAGAUGGAAGCUCACGAGAAGGACAACGACGCUCCUGGGGAUGGACUGAUCAAUCAUGGUCAGCUCGAGAUUGGCGUCAGCAACAGGUGGGCACACCGCCGUUUGUGGGUCUUAGCAGUGAGGAGGUGGCACAAGCAGACGGAUGUUCCUGUCUUCAAGCGUGCCGAGAAACUCUUGCGGACGUUUGGAUGGGACAUGCAAGCAGACUUUGAACACCUCUCCGAGCAGACUCUUUCCUCGGAUGGGUACUUGGACACCAUCAUUGCCGUGAUCAACUCAAAGGCUGGUGUCAGAGAAGAAGAUGACAAAAGGCGUGCCUACAAGCAGGCCAUUGCCGACAACCAGAGGCAUAGGGAUGAAACUUUGGCACAAUACUCAGUGCGUCGCAUGAAGGACUUCCAGGCGGCGGCCAACUUUGGUGUGGUGAUUCCAGAUGCCUUGAAGGCAAUGCUGAUGCGCGAAGGAGCCGCGCUCACGGAGCAGAGCCAGCAGAACCUGAUGGCCUUGCUGCAGUCCAAUGAGGAUAGCCCUGAAGCCGUUGCCAAGGCACUUGCACGUCUUGAUGUGAGACAUGAUCGCAUCAGUGGCUAUGUGAAUGGGGAACAUGGCGACGAGACAGCAGAGACCUAUGUGACUCAGAAUGACGACACGUCUGACGAUGACGACGCGGCUGAUGAGCAGGCAGUGAUAAAGGAGCUCGAGCCCCUUGAUCUCACAGAGGACCAGGUCACUGAGGUCUUUGCCGUCUUGGAGCAGAGGCGCAGAACAUGGAGGCAGAACAAACUGUUCAAGGCCGAUGCCAAGAAGGAUCGUGGCUCCUUCAGCAAGGAUGGCCAGUUUGGACAUCCACGUGGACAAGCUGGUGGAGUUCCUGGGAAGUCUGCACCACGUCCACGCCUCAACAAAGAGCAGCUCAAGAAGAUUUCCAGAUGUCGCUUGUGCACUAAGCGCGGGCAUUGGGCAGAAGACUGCGCAUUGAAGAAGAAGGCGGCACCGACUGCUUUUUCCUACUGUGGCAAUGCGAGCUCUGCGAGUUCCGCCUUUUCCUAUGUGACUCUGGCCGAUGUCAGAGCAGCUGUUCAGGUGGUGAUGUCACCAAGUGAGGUGAUGGACAGGUGGGCGUUUCUAGCGCUUCCUGGAGGGGAAGCGAUCUUGGACAUUGGCGCCACUCAGGACUUGAUUGGCACAGCAGCGAUGAAGGAACUCACCGAGAUCUUAGCUGGAUCCGGCCUUCGCCCUCUGAAGGUUGACAAGCCAGCGGUUACUCCGUCUGGCAUUGGUGGCUCCGCUCGAGCCACAGGAGUGAUGCUGCUUCCGAUAUCUCCUGGAGGCAUUCCUGGAGUGCUUGAGAUCACAGUGCUGGAGGGAAACAUCCCGCCGCUGCUUUCAGUUGGCUUUCUGGAGUUUCUUCAAGCCAACAUAGACUUGGAGAGAGAUGAGAUCGACUUCAGAAAGAUUGGACUCAAGCUGCCCAUGAAGAAGCUGCCGUCCGGACACCGCACUAUCCCUUUGGUUCAGUGGGAUGGGAAGAAAUUUCCAGUUCCUUUGGACGUCCAGAAGAAAUAUGGAUUGUCUGAGGAUGCGUUCAACCUAGACAGCAAGGCACAGUCAAAUUGGUGUCGGCUGAUGCAGACCCUGGCAAUGGUGUGGGAUGCAAGUCGCUUGAACUUCAUUCUGCUGGUCAAGGACCGCAUACCGCUCAAGGAGGAGUGCCAUGUCGUCCAAGGGGAGGGGCAAGAAUGCUCGAGCAGCGACCUCCUCGACAAUCAUGGAGGCGUACCCAACAGUUGCGGAUGCUGCCGCCUUGCCGCCAACGAACCCAGUCUUGCAAUCCGGGAGCUUGGAGGCAUCAGAGAUACUGCAGCAGACACUUCAGGCCUUCAACAUGCAGAACUCGCAACUGGGACAGAUGAUGACUCAGGUGCAAAGGUCAUUGCAGGAGCUCGCACAGGGCCAAGCUCAGAUGGUGAUGCUCAUGCGUCCAGCAUCAUCCCCGACCAGAUCAACUGGGUCCAACAUGGAGGAGGAUCGCUGGUCGGUGACCGAGCCAGAGAUGCCCAAUCCCAACAUCAUGCCGGACAUGUGAGAAAUUGGCCGACGUGGUUGCUGGCCGCUGGAGUAAUCACUACCUCAGCAUUGAUCACCUAUGACCAGUGCUCUGCCUCGAUGCAGGGCAACUUGCUUGCUGCGGGAAUGACAGAUGAGUGCUAUAUGUUUCAGUAUGACCUGGGCGGGGAUCCAGGAGAAGCCGACUGGUGCUGCCUUUGGAGAACAGUCAUUGACGCAGAGUCCGGAGAGAUCUUGGAGAAUAGCCCUGCUCCCAGUUGCCAAUUGGAAUUCACUGCACCAUUGGACUUGAGGGUGCGGCACUGGGGGCUUCCUAUGGACUUUAUCCGGCUAUGUUCCUUCUCCAACUUCUCCACGCCACCCCUUCGAAUGGAUUUAGAAGGGAAUCUCUCCGAGACUGGGACUCUUUGGACUUUUCCCACAGACAUCCUUUCCAAGGAGAACCUCUCAGCCGCGCAGCAUGAGCUACCAGAUGUUGGCUCUCCCUCAGACAUCAAGAGGUGUGGCGUGAAGUUGAGCCUCCUGACGCGGCAGAGCCAUGGCCAAGACCCUCGGCAACUGGAUUUCGCCGAGCUCUUCAGUCCCUCAAGGGUCACUCCAUAUGCGCAACGACUUGGGCUUCGAGUGGCAGAAGACAUGGUCUUUGAUCUUGCCUCAGGUUGGGAUGUUCGCAAGAAAGAAGCUCGCCAGAAGUUCCGCAAGUUUCAGAGGGAAAGAAAGCCCAAGACCCUGAUGUGCUCACCUGAGUGCAAGGCUUUCUCCUUACUGGGCAAUUUGAAUCACCACAAGAUGUCUCCUGGCAGAUUGGAGAGAGAUCUCGCUGAAGGGCAUCUCAUGUGGGACUAUAGCCUCGAAGCCAUCGAGGAGCAAUGCGGGCAGGGCGACUACUUUGGUCUAGAACAUCCCGGAGCAGCCACGUCAUGGAAAUUGCCUCAGACUCAGGCAGUCCUCCAGCGCCCAGAUGUGGCACUGAUGGCAUUCGACAUGUGUGCCUUUGGACUUUCUGUGGUGCCAUCUGGGGAGUUGUCACGCAAGAUCACGAAGAUCGCUACCAACAAUCCAUGGUUGGCACAUGAAUAUCCACCACAACUAUGCGAGUGCAUCGCCAGAAGUGCUCAAUCUGCAGCCCUCUGUCUUCCGGUUCCCUCUUUUCUCUCACAGGAGCCAACAGCCUUGGACUUUCACGGCUUCGGCGAGGAUGAGGCGGAAGCAGGUGAGGAAGUCGGAGAAGGAGGUGAGAGAAAUGCCAGGAGAAAGAGCGUGACAGACGCUCAGAAACGACUGGUUCAGAAGGUUCACACAAAUCUUGGUCACCCACCUCGAGAUCGUCUUUUGAGAGCCUUCAGAGCUGCUGGCGCUCUACCACAAGUCCUGGAGUACAUCCAAAAGGAGCAUCGAUGCGAAGAUUGCCAAAUGAAGCAUCGACCAGAUGUCCAUCGGAAAGCUCAGUUGCCUCGCACCUACUCCUUCAAUAAGAUAGUGGGAUUGGACUUCUUUUACAUCAAAUGGCGGGACUGCAACUUGGCCAUCAUGAACAUGAUUGACCUGGGCACGAGCUAUCAGAUUGCUGUGCGUGCCGAGAUUGCCGAGGGCACUGGUGGUGGAACUCCAACCUCUCAAACGGCAUGGCAGAUCUUCCUCACUACCUGGGUGAGGUAUUACGGAGCCCCUCAGAUGAUCAUCUGUGACGCUGGCAACGAGUUCAAAGGGGCCUUCGAACGUGGACUGGAAAACUUGGGCAUCUAUCAACAUGUGAUACAUCCUGAAUGUCCUUGGGAAAAUGGCCUCACAGAACGACACGGCGGUUGGCUGAAGGACCGACUUGAUCGGGAGAUCGCAAGUGGCCGCUCUGUGAUUCAAGAACUCCCAGACUUGGAUGAGCUUCUGAGCAGCCUGACGUCUUCCAAGAACAACUGGCUGAACAAGGGUGGCUACACUCCAUCGCAGUUGGUCUUCGGGCAAUUGACCCGCAUACCCGGAGAGCUCCUUGCGGAAGACGAUUUAGCUGCUCACGGACUACAGGAUGCCUUCUCAGACCCUAUGGAGGUUGAUGAAGCAGCCGGAGAAUAUCGGCGGAGGUUCAAGAUCCGAGAGCGAGCACGGCAACUAGCCCUUCAACAAGACAGCAAGGAGGCCAUGCAAGGAGCAACCAAAGCAGCAACUCACCAGAACCGAGUCUGGCUCCCAGGUCAGUGGGUCUAUGUCUUCCGAAGAGCCAGAGCCAAUCAAGAACUGCAUCUACGAGAUCGGUGGGUAGGCCCAGGAGUGGUGGUCCUCUCCAAUAACAACACCGUCUACGUCGGCAUGCGGUCCCGACUUUGGCGAUGCUCUGCUGAACAACUUCGGCCAGCUCUUCCCAGCGAGAUCAUGGGCAAGGACUUGGCGUCCGACCCAGGGUUGGCGACUCUUCUUCGGAAGGUCAUCUCUGGAACACGAUCCGGAGCAGUUGAUGUUGCCAAAGAAGGCGCACCUCCACCACACGCUCAUCUACGUGCUGUUGAACAUGCAGGUGAUGGAGUGCAAACCAGCGAUGAGUGGCUGCCUGGCGGCCCUAGACAUGCUCCUGAACCUCCUGUUCCUGUUCCCGAUGGGCUUCUCCCAACUGGAAGGACAUCCACAACGCCGCCUGACUGGCUGAUUCCAGAGACUCCAGUGCUCCCGACCGCAGACUCAAGAAGGCCAUCAACACAUGAGCCAGCGAGCGAGCCAGAUGAGACGCCCUUGCCACCACCGAGGCCACCGGAGACGCCUCCUGGACUUGGACUUGAGGCUAUUCCGGAAGAUGAGCCCACACCAGCACCAAUGCCGAUGGAGAGAACACCUUCUCCGCCAGCAGCUUCCACAGAGCCAAACGACUUGGAACCGCCUGUAGAACCUCCGCGGAAGAUGCCACGAACUGCUGAAGAUGUGGUUCAAGUGGAAUCCUCAUCAUCUGAUUCUUCGCCAUCUAGUCAUCCUGGAGAGAGAUCCUCCUCUUCCAGCGCAUUGCCAACUUCAUCGACUGCGCGGGCUCCUGGGACUCCAAUUCAACAUCUCAUGGAGCGGGUAGUUCGACCUCCUGGACUUACACCAAGUGAACUGCUUCCAGAACACGGGAGAGUCGCAACACAAGCCUCUGAGAUCGAACGCCUUCGACAAGCAUACGAUCAACUUGAGAGGCAGUCAGAAGAAGAAUUCUCCUCACAGGGAUGGAGUGGGAACUUCUACAACUACAACUUGGGAGACGAGGCGCUGCGGCUGGAGAAAGAUGGCUCUUGGACUUACAUGGCGAAACGCAAUGAUGAGAUCUCACUCAAGGAUCUUAACCAGAAGGAGCGAGAGCUCUUUGAAGAGUCAGACAAGAUCGAGUGGAAAGCCAUCCUUGAGACUGGGGCCGUUCGCGUCGUCACCGGCACAGAAGCCGCCAAGCUCAGGGCCCAAUUCCCAGACCGCAUCAUCAGCUCCAGAAUGGUGAGGCGCAAGAAGCCACUUCCAGAACUCCAUGCAUGGAAAGCCAAGUCAAGAUGGUGCAUUCAUGGCCAUAAAGACCCAGACACUGGCACUUUGGUCACCUAUGCCCCAACGCCUCAGAGCGAGGGGAUGAUGAUGUUCAUGCAGGUGGGGCUAAACUACAAGAUGAAGUUUGCCUUUUCCGAUGUCAGAAAUGCUUUCUGUCAGAGUGGACGUCUGCAACGUCCCAAGGGGCCUUUGUUUGCUGAGCCGUGCGAGGGUUUGGAUUUACCUCCUGGCUCACUCAUCAUCAUUGAUGUUCCUGUCUAUGGUUUAGACGAUGCUCCCGCCUCCUGGCGGCUGACUGUCUCCAGCUUCCUGACCGAGGACUUGGGGUUCGAGCGCAACAUUGUAGAACCCUGUUGGUAUUCCAAGUUUCAUUUGGAGACUGGAGAAUGCAUUGCUCAGAUUUUGGUAGAAGUGGAUGACUUCAUUGUCGCAGCAGUUCCAUCAUUUUACCAGGAACUUAAGCAGGCGAUGCAGAAACGUUUCAGUUUUGGGAAGUGGCAGGAAGACGAGGCAGAAUAUGCAGGCAGGCGGGUCAGGUGCAACACAGAUGAGAUCUUAGUUGACCAGUACAAGUACAUUCAAGAACAAAUUCAUCCUAUAUCCUUAGCAAAGGGGCGCCGACAGGCCAUGAACCAGUCACUCACCACAGAGGAGUUCAAUGCCCUGCGAUCCCUGAUUUACAAGAUCAAUUGGGUGGCCCGCGAGACCAGGCCAGAAGCGGCUGGUCUGGCAUCAAUCAUGGCCUCCAAGUUGAAAUUUGCCAAGGUUAGCGAUGUUCUGAUAGUCAACAAGUUUGUGAAUUUCCUUCGCACCACGGCCGAGCGACCUUUGAAGAUUUGGCGUUUUGAUCCUUCAUCCAUGUGUUUCAUUGUUUGUUCGGAUGCUGGAGGUAUAAAUGUCAAGGAGUUGGAACUGCUUGAUUCAGAAGGUCUGCCCACUGACGCCACUCAAGGUGCAUGGAUUGUUCUCACGGCAGAGAAACUGCCGUGCGGGAAGCAACAAGUCAGAGCUAGUCCCAUGGCAUGGAGGAGUAGCAAGCUCAAGCGCAAGGUGUUCUCAACCUAUGGGGGAGAGACGCAGGCGAUGCUGCAAGGUGUGAACGAGGUAGACUGGCUUCAAAUCAUGUACAGAGAUGCGACACUGCAUGAUGUUCAGCUGAAGAGUUGGAGAAGUUCACUGUCACCGCACAUGCUGGUGCUUCCAGGUGAGUGCGAACUCGGUGGUCGACAGCAGCAGUGCUCAGUGACAGACGCUAAGUCAUUGUAUGACUGCUUAUUGCGAGAACAUCCCACUGGGAAACAAGACCGAAAAUCUGCUUUAGAACUGGCGAUUGUGUUGAAAGAUCUACAGGAGACAAAGUCAAUGGUGCGGUGGGUACCACAUCAGAAGAUGGUGGUGGAUUGCCUCACCAAAGAAGAUCCUCUGAGAGCCAAUGAUGCGUUGAACCAGUUUCUUAGAUCAGGUCUUUUGAGCCUAGUGGAUGUAUCACAGGAACUUAAUUCGCGUAAGAACGAUCCCAGUUUCAAGCGUAGAAGUCAUGCAGCAAGCCGAAACCGACUGAUAGAAGAGUAUCAGUCGAACUUUGCACAGUGGAUUCAACCCUUGGUCAACUACAUUUGGGGGUGCUGUGUCAUGUCACCUGAAGGUUCCAUAUCAUCACUUGACCAAGGGAAUCCAACCUUUUGA